Messenger RNA from Melanotaenia boesemani (Boeseman's rainbowfish), 1600 nucleotides. RefSeq names its product actin-associated protein FAM107A. The record is from RefSeq and is a predicted model, not a curated record. Gene Ontology annotation, biological process: actin filament polymerization; actin filament bundle assembly; regulation of actin cytoskeleton organization. The transcript has 5 exons. NCBI's taxonomy places the organism in Eukaryota, Metazoa, Chordata, Actinopteri, Atheriniformes, Melanotaeniidae. The coding region runs from base 135 to 545 and encodes 136 amino acids. Gene Ontology annotation, cellular component: neuron projection; stress fiber; synapse.
GAAAGUUGCUGAUAGUGAUGAUUCUGAGACCUUUUGCAUCCCUUCAUGACAAUCUGAGCUCAGUCUUCUGCCCCCUGGUGGACAUCUUUUGCACUACAAUCAUUUUGACAUCACAGUAAUAAACGCCACCCACCAUGCAGCCGGAGCUGGGGCUUCACUCUAGGUCACCAGAUAAUGGAGUCAAAGCUGAAACAUCUGUAGGUGACUUAAACCCCAUUCGGGCCUCCAGGACUCACAACGAGCUUCACAAAGAACUGCUACUGGCUCACAAAAAGGGCCUGGUGCUGAGUAGCAGGUCCGAACUUCAGCAGGUGCUGGAGAGGAGGAAAAGGGUGCAGAGCAGUCAGCACGAGGAGGGGCCGAGCAGGACUCCUUUGCAGGACAUGCUGCUCAGACGACAGCAGAAACAACUUGAGAUGAAGAAGGAGCAAGAUGAGGAGACACGAGGAGAAGCCCAGCUGCUGGAGUUCUUCAGAGUCCGACAGAACCUGAGAAAGAUCCACUCAGUCGUCCCGGACAAGGCUGCAAACUCUGCUGUAGAUUAGUACAGCCAAUGUGUAAAAUACUGGAAAAUAAACACUUCAUGCACACCUUUUUAAAGGAAAACAGUGAGUAACAGAUGCUUAUGUAUGGAGAGAAAUUAGACUCAAUAAUGUCUACAAAUCUAUAAACCAUUUUGCAAGUAACUUUGGAUUUUUGCAAAUGUGUGUUCGAAUCCACACACAAAUAUCAAUACAUAAAAUAACUUCACACACGCACAUAUCGCAAACUACACGAACUUGGACAUUUUACACACAGUUUUUUUUUUUUUUACCUUCAACCUCACAAAUGUGAUAAUUUUCAUGCUAAAAAAAAGUUCUGGUGCAAAUAGUUGAAUGCGUGUUCAGGCACCUCCUGAGGAUCAGAUUGCAUUUGUGCACAGAUCAACUGAGUUCGUGUGGAGUUUUGAGACUUUUAACCUCACACACACAUGGGGCGGAGCUAGAGGGGUGUCCAGGAUAGGGGUUGCCCACCUAUGAAAUCUGACUGGACACCCUAGGUGCCAUCUAAGGUCACUGACAGGACAUUGGAGGAGGAGACCUGCAUGGAUCACCGGUAUCUCUACACCAGUUUGAAGUGAAUUAUAAAAUAGUUUCCUAAAUAUUCAUCCCUUAAAAAAAUUGACAUGGUUACGUGUUUCUAGAAGAGAUUUUUUCCCCCUUACAGGUACAAUUACUCAUGUAAUGUAAGGCUGAUGUUAGCUUGAAGCUACGUAGCAGUCCUAAUCUAGUUAUAUGCUAGUACUAGAUUAGUUUUAAGCUAAUGUGGGGAAACCAGGUCAUAUUUAGUUUUUUAGUGAGUGUAUUUAGGGACUACACAUCAACUCAAUUCAUCAAGAUGCUCAAAGAGAGCCUCCGUAUCUACGUUACUUAGUGCUGACUAAGCUAGCGCUACAUGAUCCAGUUUCAUUUAAACAGGACGCUUGUAUAAAGGUAUAUGUAAAAGAUUAUAAAACAAUUAAACCAGAAUGGAAACGAUUAAACAAAUAUUUUGUUUAAAAUAAUCAUAAGUACAUAAUUAAACAAGUAAAACAGAUAAAAAUAAUAGAAAUACUAAAAUA